AUGGUUGCCUGGGCAGGUGAGCUGGCCCUCCUCUGCUUCCUACUGGGCCUGCAGGGGUCUCUGGCUGCAGUCUUCCUCACCCAGGAGGAAGCCCAGGGUGUCCUGCACCGGCAAAGGCGCGCCAACUCGUUCCUGGAGGAGCUGCGGGCCGGCUCCCUGGAGAGAGAGUGCCGGGAGGAGCAGUGCUCCUUUGAGGAGGCCCGGGAGAUCUUCCAGGACGUGGACAGGACGAGGCAAUUCUGGAUUUCUUACAAAGAUGGGGACCAGUGCGCCUCGAAUCCAUGCCAGAACGGAGGCUCCUGUGAGGACCAGCUCCAGUCCUACAUCUGCUUCUGCCCCGAUGACUUCCAGGGCCGGAACUGUGAGACAAAUAAGAAGGACCAGCUGAUCUGUAUGAAUGAGAAUGGAGGCUGUCAGCAGUACUGCAGUGACCACGCAGAGGCCAGGCGUUCCUGCUGGUGCCACGAGGGGUACACGCUCCAAGACGAUGGAGUGUCCUGCAUGCCCAUAGUGGAAUAUCCGUGUGGAAAAAUACCUGUUCUGGAGAAGAGAAUUGGCAGCAACCCCCAAGGCCGAAUUGUGGGUGGCAAAGUGUGCCCCAAAGGGGAGUGCCCCUGGCAGGCGGCAGUGAAGGUGGAUGGGAAGCUGCUGUGUGGGGGCACCCUGAUCAAUGCUGCCUGGGUCGUCUCUGCAGCUCACUGCUUCGAAAGAAUCAAGAACUGGAAAAACCUGACGGUGGUGCUGGGCGAGCAUGACCUCAGUGAGGACGACGGCGAUGAGCAGGAGCGGCAUGUGGCCCGGGUCAUCGUCCCCGAUAAGUACAUUCCCCUCAAGACGAACCAUGACAUCGCCCUGCUGCACCUGCGCACACCCGUGGCCUACACCGACCAUGUGGUGCCUCUGUGUCUGCCCGAGAAGACCUUCUCCGAGAGGACGCUGGCCUUCAUCCGCUUCUCAACCGUCAGCGGCUGGGGCCAGCUGCUUGACAGGGGCGCCACGGCCCUCCAGCUCAUGGCCAUCGACGUGCCUCGGGUGAUGACCCAGGACUGCCAGGAGCAGUCCCGCAGGAGAAGUGGCUCCCCCGCCAUCACUGAGAAUAUGUUCUGUGCCGGCUACCUGGACGGGAGCAAGGACGCCUGCCAGGGGGACAGCGGGGGCCCGCAUGCCACGAAGUUCCAGGGCACAUGGUACCUGACAGGUGUCGUCAGCUGGGGGGAGGGCUGUGCGGCCGAAGGCCACUUUGGAGUGUACACCAGGGUCUCCCAGUACAUCGAGUGGCUGCGCCAGCUCAUGGUCUCCAGCCAUACCUUGAGAGGCCUCCUCCGGGCCCCACUGCCCUAGCCCCAGGGCCACUGCUGGCCCAGAAUAAAGCUGCUGCGUGUCCCGUCCUCA
Molecule: messenger RNA, 1392 nt
Organism: Canis lupus familiaris (dog)
Lineage: Eukaryota; Metazoa; Chordata; Mammalia; Carnivora; Canidae
Gene: F7
Product: coagulation factor VII
Biological process (GO): blood coagulation; proteolysis
Cellular component (GO): extracellular region
Molecular function (GO): serine-type endopeptidase activity; calcium ion binding
Source: RefSeq, marked provisional